AUGCUGGGGAGUGGGAUGCAGGGAACUUCACUACCGGGACUUGUUGAUUAUUUCGCAGGAGAGGAAUCAGUCCGGUGGAGAGAGAAGGUUUGGCCAAAGGGGUUGAAUGCGGGUGAUUGUGGGGUUAGUGGGAGUUUUGGAUUUGGGGGUGGUGCGAGUGCUAGUGGAGGUGGAGGUGGAGAUGGAGUGAGUGUGAGGAAUGAGAUGGAGAAUGAGAUGGAGAAUGAGAAGAGAGAUGAAACGGAUGAGGGAACAAAAAGACCAAAAUAUAUCAUUCAUACCCAUACCCCGGAUUUCGCGGAUAAAGUUAUAGUUUGCCAGGGGAUGGGGAUUGCGGGGAGGGAGGAGGAGAAACGGAAGAAGGUGGGAGAGGAACGAAGGGUGAGGGAAGAAGAGGAGGAGGAACGGAGGGAGAUCGUGGAGAAUGGUAUGAGCGAAGGAAUAGCAAAUGAUGAGGCUAUAAAUGAGUCGGAUAUAGAAACAGAGACAGAGACAGAGAAGAUAGAAAGUAUAAUCGCGAAAAACGAACCCACGGAUACAAUAAUGACGGAUGCAAAUAUAUCAUCACACCAAACUCCAGAGAUACACGCAUAA
Messenger RNA from Sclerotinia sclerotiorum 1980 UF-70, 594 nucleotides. RefSeq lists its product with no specific name. The coding region runs from base 1 to 594 and encodes 197 amino acids. The transcript has 2 exons. NCBI's taxonomy places the organism in Eukaryota, Fungi, Ascomycota, Leotiomycetes, Helotiales, Sclerotiniaceae. The record is from RefSeq and is a predicted model, not a curated record.